Molecule: messenger RNA, 870 nt
Organism: Rhagoletis zephyria (snowberry fruit fly)
Lineage: Eukaryota; Metazoa; Arthropoda; Insecta; Diptera; Tephritidae
Source: RefSeq, a predicted model, not a curated record
AUGGCCAACCGACUGAGCUUAGCAGUGGCGAAGAACUUGCUCUUGAAGACGACGACGAAUUCGGGUGCUGCUCUUCGAACCUUUUCCUCCCCAGCAAAGAAGCCCAUCUCCUACAACCUCGAGAAGAAGGUAGCCAUUGUUACCGCCUCCACUGAUGGAAUCGGCCUGUCAAUUGCUCAGCGGCUGGCGCAAAGCGGCGCCUCGGUGGUCGUCAGUAGCCGAAAGCAGGCCAACGUCGACCGGACGGUGGCCGACCUGCGCAAGGAGGGCCUCUCCGUGGAGGGCAUCGUCUGUCACGUGGGCAAGGACGCCGACCGAAAGGCGCUGGUCAACUUUACGCUAGAAAAGUUCGGCGGCAUCGACAUCUUCGUCUCGAAUGCGGCCGUCAACCCGGGCGUGGGCAUGAUUCUGGAGACCGAAGAAGAAGUCUGGGACAAGAUCUUCGACAUUAACGUGAAGGCGGCGAUGCUCCUCACCAAGGAGAUUGUGCCUCACAUGGAGAAGCGAGAGGGGACGAAGGCCAUCGUCUACAACGCCUCCAUCGGCGCCUACCAGAUCUUCCCCGUCCUCUCGACGUACUCCGUCUCCAAGACGGCUCUCCUCGGCCUGACGAAGGCCGUCGCCGCGCAGUGUGCCCCGCUGAACAUUCGCGUCAACGCCGUCUGCCCGGGCGUCGUCCAGACCAAGUUCGCCUCGGCCAUCACAACUAAUCCCGAGGCGGCGGAGGAGGCGCUGCGACCGAUGCUCAUGAAGCGACUGGGCGUCCCCGACGACAUCGGCGGCGUGGUCACCUUCCUCUGCUCCGACGACGCCUCCUACAUGACCGGCGAGUCGAUUGUCGCCGCUGGAGGACUCUUUUCGCGACUGUAA